Molecule: messenger RNA, 1268 nt
Organism: Carlito syrichta (Philippine tarsier)
Lineage: Eukaryota; Metazoa; Chordata; Mammalia; Primates; Tarsiidae
Product: chondroadherin-like protein
Exons: 4
Coding region: 44-895 (283 amino acids)
Cellular component (GO): plasma membrane
Molecular function (GO): protein binding
Source: RefSeq, a predicted model, not a curated record
CCCUGCGCUGUGCCUCCUGGCUGGACUGGCAGUUCCAGGCAGCAUGGAAGGGCCCCAGAACUCCACACACGUCUCCUUGGUGUUGUUGCUGCUUCUCCUACUGCUCCUAGGCCCAGCUUGGCAGGGAGCUGCCCAGCGCUGCCCACAGACCUGCAUCUGUGACAACUCCAAGCGGCAUGUUGCCUGCCGGCACCAGAACCUCACUGAGGUACCAAACACCAUCCCUGAGCUGACCCAGCGGCUGGACCUCCAGGGCAACAUGCUGAAGGUGAUCCCUCCAGCUGCCUUCCAAGAGCUGCCUUACCUCACGCACCUGGACCUGCGGCACUGCCAGGUGGAGCUGGUGGCCGAAGGCGCCUUCCGUGGCCUGGGCCGCCUGCUCCUCCUCAACCUGGGCUCCAACCGCCUGAGCGCGCUGCCCCAGGAAGCGCUGGACGGGCUGGGCUCGCUGCGGCGGCUGGAGCUGGAGCGGAACAUGCUGGAGGAGCUGCGGCCGGGGACGUUCGGGGCGCUGGGCGCGCUGGCCACGCUGAACCUGGCCCACAACGCCCUGGUCUACCUGCCCGCCAUGGCCUUCCAGGGGCUGCUGCGCGCCCGCUGGCUGCAGCUGUCCCACAACGCGCUCAGCGUGCUGGCCCCCGAGGCCCUGGCCGGCCUGCCCGCCCUGCGCCGGCUCAGCCUGCACCACAAUGAGCUCCAGGCCCUGCCAGGGCCCGCCCUGUCCCAGGCCCGCGGCCUGGCCCGUCUCGAGCUGGGCCACAACCCGCUCACCUACGCGGGCGAGGAGGACGGGCUGCGGCCUUCCCCGGCCUGGGCCGCUUGGUGUCGCUGCACCUGCAGCACUGCGGCAUCGCCGAGCUGGAAGCGGGCGCCUUGGCGGGGCUGGGCCGCCUGAUCUACCUCUACCUCUCCGACAACCAGCUCUCAGGCCUCAGCGCUGCUGCCCUCGAAGGGGCCCCUCACCUAGGCUACCUGUACCUGGAGCGCAACCGCUUCCUGCAGGUGCCCGGGGCUACCCUGCGCGCCCUGCCCAGUCUCUUCUCCCUGCACCUGCAGGACAACGCUGUGGACCGCCUGGCACCUGGGGAUCUGGCCGAGGCACGGGCCUUGCGUUGGCUUUACCUGAGUGGAAACCGCAUCACCCAAGUGUCCCCUGGGGCGCUGGGCCCUGCUCGGGAGCUGGAGAAGCUGCACCUUGACAGGAACCGGCUGCGAGAGGUGCCCACUGGAGCCUUGGAGGGUCUGCCUGCCCUCCAGGAGCUGCAGCU